AGGUAACGCACAGAACAAUACGGGGAAGGGCAGCUGAAGAAGCAGUACCGUUAGCACAAAUAGCUAAUGUAAUAGCUGUUGAUGUUACGAGCUCUUUGGUCGUUGGUGAUAUUGACAACUCAUCCGGACAAAUUCAUCAGAGGAAUAUUUGCCUCUGUGAACACAACGCUCUUCGGUUUAGCUAUUCCACUCUGAAGACCCAAUUUACUCCCGUACGAGAACAGUAAAUCACCACUGGCUGCCCUGUGAAUCAGGGAAAAUAAUGUGCUGCAGCUGAAGAUGGGGGGUAGUGGCUCCAAAUCCAAAGGAUUUUGGCCUUUCUCUGGCUCAGGCAACGGGGAUGAUGCAGCCAAAGAUGGAAACGAGCAGUCACUGGCUAGAGUACGAAGUUUCCCUGGAGCGACUCCCUUCGUAUUUACCAGACGGAGCUCUAUGUACUUCGAUGAGGACGGUGACUUGGCUCACGAGUUCUACGAGGAGACAAUUGUGACAAAAAAUGGACGUAAAAGAGCCAAACUGAAAAGGGUUCAGAAAAACUUAACACCUCAGGGAAUUGUAAAGCUGGACUUCCCGUGCAUCCAUGUAGAUUUCCCCGUUAUCCUCUGUGAAGCCUGACGGUCCUUGAGGGACUCGAAUGAGCCGCUGAGUCAGCUCCGUCCCGGCUUUCUUGUCUUUCUUUCCCCCUGCAGACUGGAAGCCGGAAACAUCUCUCAAUAACGUGAUCUCCUAAAUUACCUGAAGCCCCUGUGUGGAGCGGCUGAUGCAUUGUGUGCCGAGCCUCUGCAUGUGACCUGUUUGUGGCUUGUGUGCAGUUAGACACGGGAUGGACCGCCAGCUGGGAUGGAGAGGAAAAGCUGAAUCCUCUCAUUUCAUGGAGUUCUUGGCUUGUGUGCAUGUCAGUGUGAAUGCGUUCAGACAAAGGAUGAAACCUUUUAAGAGUUCAAAAUAUUUUUUUGCUGCAGGUUGUUUUCUUGUAUGAUUCAUUGAACUCAAUGAGUUUAGAAUAAAAGCAGUACUUGUUAUGGUCUUAUCUAAAGUGGGGAAACCUGUUUGUGCACAUUUAAAUUUUUCUUUUGACACUAUUUUGUCUUGCUUUGUUUUGCAUGGAGCAGGAGGUUUGGGCUGCGGCCUUUGUGAGUUGGCAAUCAGUAGCCACCCAAACUAAUCUAAGGAAGGAUUAAUAUCAUGUUGUAACAUUUGAAGGACUUGUUUCAGUGACUUCAUACUACACAUGUACACAACAGCAUUGAGUCAAAUA
Molecule: messenger RNA, 1258 nt
Organism: Xiphophorus hellerii (green swordtail)
Lineage: Eukaryota; Metazoa; Chordata; Actinopteri; Cyprinodontiformes; Poeciliidae
Gene: tusc2b
Product: tumor suppressor 2, mitochondrial calcium regulator b
Exons: 4
Coding region: 280-615 (111 amino acids)
Biological process (GO): inflammatory response; regulation of mitochondrial membrane potential
Cellular component (GO): mitochondrion
Source: RefSeq, a predicted model, not a curated record